Messenger RNA from Clonostachys solani, 2271 nucleotides. Lineage: Eukaryota; Fungi; Ascomycota; Sordariomycetes; Hypocreales; Bionectriaceae. The record is from the annotation of a GenBank genome assembly.
AUGCCGUCCACAUGCCUCGCCUGUCGACUGCUCGCUGACGCCCUCCAUCUAUAUGAAGAGUCUUUGGCCAGCAACAUCCCAUAUUCCGAAGCACGAGACUUCUUUCUUGGCUCCCCCGCCGACAUCCGGUCACGGAGCACUGCCACUGGGUGCACCUCGUGCCAAUCCAUCCUCCUCUCAACAGAUCACUUACGCAGCAGUAUCCUCACUGCACACCUCUCCGACGAACAGCCUCGAGUGGCGGUCGUUGCGGGUGAGCCAGAUGAUCGAAGAGUUACUGCGACCCUCGCGUCCCGGAGGGGGUUUUUGACCACGGGCGGCGUCGGCGAAGAGCUCAGUAUCAGCUAUUUCCUGACUACCAGGAGCGUGACACCGCAGGAACCACGCGCGAGAAUCGUCAGUCCUUCCCAUGUGGACACGAAGCUCAUCAAAUCCUGGAUCUCCCACUGCGACGUUUCUCACAAAAACAUCUGUCAUCGCCCCUAUGACACCUACCUCCUGCCCAAAGCGCCCCUAAGCUUCAUUGACGUCCACAACCUGUGUAUCGUCUCGCCUCCCUCCAUCGGUAAAGAUGAUCCGCCGCCCCGGUACAUCGCGCUUAGUUAUGUCUGGGGCACUGCCCAGGUUCAGCUUGCGCUUAAAGAGAACGUAGCAGAGCUUCAUCGGCUAGGCGCGUUUGGCGAGGGGGGAGCGUUUACCCUGCCGCGGACUGUGCGUGAUGCCAUAGAGUUGACGGCCGAGCUGGGUGUGCCGUACCUGUGGGUGGACAGUGUGUGCAUCGUGCAGGAUGACGCGGAGACCCAGAAGGAGCAGCUCCGAGGGAUGGGUGCUGUGUAUGCGAAUGCGUAUCUCACAAUUGUUGCAUCAUCUGGGGAAGACGCCAAUGCAGGCAUUCCUCGUGUGGGAUCACCGCCAGCGUCAGAAGAUGAGCAGGAGCCGGUUCAGCGUGUGAUAACACUCCCCAACAACCCUCUGAUUAGAACACAGGGUCGGGAAUCAUUGAAUCCAGAGGAUCUGGAUUCUUCCAGCCUCAAAUGGAACACACGAGGGUGGACUCUCCAGGAGAAGGUCUUUUCUCGGCGCUUGCUCGGGCUGGGCCACAUGGCGACUUGGACUUGUUUCGGCGAUGAAUGGGCUGAGGAUGUAUGUUUCCCGAGUGAGAGGACUCAGACCCGGCUUCCCAUUUCUCGUAUUGAUAAGAACAAGAAGAUGGGCAUAGUGACAUGGCCUAGUAUUGGCGAAUAUAGCGACCUGGCGACUGAAUAUGCGAGACGAGACCUGACAUGGUCUGCUGAUGCGAUCAACGCCUUCUUGGGAGUCAUGACGCCCAUGGCUGCUUGGUUCCCCGGGGGCCUCUUAUAUGGUAUUGCAGAGUAUACAUUCGAUAUCGGCAUGCUGUGGGACGUCGGCCCUGCUGGUGUCCAUCUGCGGAGGGACCCGGGUUCGGUCCGACCCCUAUAUUCCACCGCUUUCAAGCAUCCCUCUUGGUCUUGGGUAUCGUGGCGGGGAGAUCUGAGGUUUGAUAUGUGGAAAGCCGCCGAGGACUACAGCUUCCCUCGCGGACCCCUGAUAGUACAUCCCUUGGCCACAUGGUACAAGCAGCUUCUGACUGGGAAAUGGGUGAAGAUUGACAAUACGUACCACGUUGUGCGAAAACACUUCGAGAGCGAGGGCACCAGCAUUCCGGAGGAUUGGACACGUCACACAGAGGACCAGGAAGGCAAGAUAUACUAUCAAAACAAGAGCCAUGAGCAUAUAGUCCCCCAUCCAGCCUUUAACUACCCGAUCCCGCCUCUCGUAAGAUAUCGCGACAUCGAUCAGAGGCCUUUCCACCCCCAUCUUCUCUUUCAGGGGAAGCGCGCGCAUGUUCUAGUUCAGAUUACUGAUGAAGAUCAAGAAUUUCUCCGUGGCAAGCUUGAUGAGUCGGACGCAACAUUAGAGACAGAUCUCAUAUCCCCCUAUGGAUCUUGGUGCGGCCACGUAACGUUUGCUUUCGAGAAGGGAGAAAGCGCGCUGGCCACACAUGAAGUCGAGGUGAUUGCCAUGUCCGAGGGAGUGCUGGAUCUUAAGGCGCCAUCCCGUAUCCCGCAUAUGUUUCAAAAGAUCAGGGAAAGGCCAGAGUUUGAGGAUGCAGACGUAUAUGAGGUUGUGAAUGUGCUUUGUAUUGGACAAGGUUUAAAUGGAAAGGUCUAUCGUCGAGCACUGGGCGGAAUUUGGAAACAGGCGUGGGAAGAGUUGGUAACAGAAGAUGUUGAGCUGGUGUUGACAUAA